AUGCUGAUUGUUUCCCAGAGCCGUUUCUUGCUAACGACCUUUCUGAUGCACGACGACAAGCGACCACCACCGCGGCUGCCCGUCCCUGCACCCAAGGAUGACCGCUCAUCCUCGGCUAGCUUGACCCGUAGUGGUCAGUUGGCCUCGACUGUUCCUCUGCGCGCACGGUUCCCGCUCCGAUCACGAACUGGAUGCUGGACAUGCCGCACACGCAAGAGGAAAUGUGAUGAACAGCGACCAAAGUGUGCCCUCUGUACUCGGCAGGGUUAUACUUGCGACUACGCUCUUCGCCUGACAUUUAGAGAUGAGACAACACGGGUGCAAGACCGGAUACAGAAAAUCACGCGAAUCGAAAACAGCAAAUUGGAUCCCAACUCACCCGCAAGGACCUACAACAGCUCCGGGUCUAUGUCAGUAGAUGAUCUACCACAUUUUGCGGCUGGGUCGAUGGCCGACGAAGGACAAGAGAAAAAGGUGGAACACUCUUGCCCGGACACAUACGUGGUUGACAAUCAAGACGGUUUUAAAACCCUGCUCGAGUACAAUGAUGGACUCGCCUUCAAAAGAGAACCCGAUGUGUGUCCACCACGAGCAUUAAUGGCAGCAACCCAUCUGAGCCUUUCUGAGCGAGAUAUCGCAGUUGAGGGUAUCCCGUUAGCGCGAGGCCCUGAGGAUAUCACUUCCUCAAGAUUCGAGGACAUUACCCGACAGACCACAUUAAGUUCAUCCAAGAACCUACACUCCCAGCUGUCUUCUCUCGGCUGGAACACUACUGGGAACGAGCGUUCAGGAUUCGAGCUCCGGUUUGAUAACAAUGUUUCGUGGAUAGCCACCGCCUACGACUCUCGGCAAUCUCCAGAAAAUGGUGCCGAUCAUUACGAAACGAUCUUUAAUGAAGAAAUCACAUACGGAUUGGCGCUACCAUCACUAUCACCCCGUCCGAACUUGUACAAUCCCUAUCAACAGCUUUACUCCUGGCAGUCGCAGCAAACAUAUCUAUCUCAAAGUCAUGUCGACGCAAUGAAUGAUGUUAACAUCACCGACGACGACAAUUUUGCGCAGCACUACGAUCAAAACUCAGCCAAUCCAACCGUAUGA
Molecule: messenger RNA, 1098 nt
Organism: Exophiala spinifera
Lineage: Eukaryota; Fungi; Ascomycota; Eurotiomycetes; Chaetothyriales; Herpotrichiellaceae
Exons: 3
Coding region: 1-1098 (365 amino acids)
Biological process (GO): regulation of DNA-templated transcription
Molecular function (GO): zinc ion binding; DNA-binding transcription factor activity, RNA polymerase II-specific
Source: RefSeq, a predicted model, not a curated record